GUCGCUCAACCACCCUCACAUCAUGAAAAUGCACGAAGUCUACUUCGAGCAGGCGUCGGAAAGUGGCCAAGUGGCAAGCGGUAACAUUUACUUGGUGACGGAGCUGUGUGAGGGAGGAGAUCUCUUCUCACGAAUUCUCCAUCACUACGAGAGGUUGAAGCAGCCCAUGACAGAGAGCCACGUGGCGUUCAUGAUGCAGCAGAUCCUCUCAGCGACGAAAUAUUGUCACGACAAGGGUAUCAUCCAUCGCGACAUCAAGCCGGAGAACAUCCUCUUCGUCGAUCG
Molecule: messenger RNA, 285 nt
Organism: Symbiodinium pilosum
Lineage: Eukaryota; Dinophyceae; Suessiales; Symbiodiniaceae
Source: the annotation of a GenBank genome assembly